Molecule: messenger RNA, 3344 nt
Organism: Pararge aegeria (speckled wood butterfly)
Lineage: Eukaryota; Metazoa; Arthropoda; Insecta; Lepidoptera; Nymphalidae
Exons: 9
Coding region: 174-2345 (723 amino acids)
Source: RefSeq, a predicted model, not a curated record
ACUCACCAAAUGUCAUCAAAAAUGAAAAUAUUCCAUUGGGAAAUCUGAAAGAACGGCACUGUUAUACUUGAAAAGUGCGCAAAAUAUUUGUAAUGAAAAUUAAACAUCUGUAAUACCUACAUAAAUUGUUUUUGAUUUUAUUACAUCGGAGGUUAUAUUUGUGUAAAAGAAAGAUGACCGAAAUUGAAAACAAUCACCUGGCUCUGGAACGAUCGCAAUUAGAGUUGGAACAAAUCAUGCAAGAUGGGAACCAUGGAACUGAUGCACCAAUUUUAUCACCGGUACAAAUUCAACAGGAAUAUUUUGAAAAUCUCCCUGAAUAUGAUUGGGUCAAGUAUGAACUCAGCAAUCGUAAAUACCUGUUACAAAAUAUAGCGUUUGCCUUGUUUGGCAGUCCAAGCUUAGAAGGAGAUAUGUUUGAUCCUUCUUUAGAAAAUUCUCAUCUUGAAGGCUACACCUCUCGGCAAAAAGAACGGGUCAUGAAUGUUUAUGAAAAAUUAUGUGAACAAAGUAAAUACUCGCAAAACAGUGAAGACAUUUUCAUGUCUGUGUUAUUAAUUGUUUGCGCAAAACCUAAGCCUGUGAAAUUCUAUAAGAUAGAACCAUCCAACCAUUGGUUGGACUUACACCAACGGACUGAUACUGAUAUUUGGUGUACUGCUGUGUUUCGCGUGAGAAAAUGUAUCCCUACAUUAGUUGGAGCUAAAACAUGUAAAGUUUAUGUUGAUGAAAAUGCAAGAGUUUACCAGGACUGGGAUUCUUACUUGACCAACAACACUUUACCUAAGUGUGUUAUCAUUGCUCCACAAGAUGGAGAAUAUCAGGGUGUAAUACAAGAGGGAGAAGAAACAUUUGCUGUCAAGUUAACCGUCACACCAUCUGCAUCAUUAGGACUGACUGCAAGAGUGCUAAGUUCCGUUGACACAGCAAGCACAGUGGCUUCGAUAGGAGCAGUGGGGGUUCUCGGUGUUGCUGCCUUCACACCUAUUGGCCCUGCUGUGCUUAUUGGAGCAACUGUGGCCACGGUCGCUACAGGCAUAUACGGCCUUGUAAGGUCUUCAUUGCAUUUACACGAUAGACGAGUGCAUGAGCAGACCAUAAGUCCAACAGAUGCAGAAGCGCGAGGUAGUUGGCUGAAUAUAGCCGCUUCAAGCGUUGGCCUAGCCGCCGGCGCUGCCAGUGGCUUGCUUUCCAAAUCAGCAGCGGCUGGCACUAAUUUGUCCAAAACUGGUCAAGUUUUGGCAGUAUCGGUAGAAGUACUCCGACACGCGAACUUAGUCACCGGCGGUGCAGGCGUCCUCAACAGUUUGAUACAUAUAAUACUUAAGUACCGCAAGCACGGUGAAGCGCCAACAACGCUAGAACUGUUCCAAUUCUCGGCGGCGACACUCUUCUUCUGCCACGCCGUGGUUUCCAACCGCACGGCGCAGAAUAUCAUCGAAGACGCACAAGCUACCACCAUCAACGAAUACCGCACCUCCCUCAGAAGUAACAGACAUAGGAAAAUGUUCGACAAAAUCAGCGCGGAAUCCCGUAGAGUUCAAGGUGCCGUACAAGGUAACACCGAAGUUAUAAAAGGUAUCAAGAACAUCUUGAACAAAGACCAGUAUUUCGCGGACGUGCUAAAAAUAAAUAAAGAUGUCAACCAGCACAAACUCAGGAUAUCAAUGACCUCUGAUGGCCAAGUGAAUUUGAACUCCAUGCACAAAUUCAAUCCUUCGGAAUUGUAUAACUUAGGUAAAGAGGGUAGGGCGCAAUUAUUCUCUUCUCUAGGUACGGCGUCUGUUAAUACCAGUAAUGUACCCACUCGUAUCACACCAUCGACUACAGCAGUUACUGGUUAUCUGGACGGGGAAGAAGAACCUAGAGGUAUGUUGGUGGGAAUACAUCCUGGGGAAAUCAUACGGAUUGGGACAUUACUAGUAAGAGUUAGCGCUUCUGGUGCUGAAAAUGUUGCCUUACUGCUAGAGAACCUGAGCCAAGAUGUCUAUGCGAAUUUAAUGACAGUAGCUUUCAAUGUUCUAUCUAACCUGGUGCCGGAAGAGAUCGCAAGGUUAAGACUCUUGAGCCCAGAUGAAGAUCUGAUAGUGCAAACUGUGAAAUUUGUGUUUAACUACCUGAGACACCAAAGGCCUUUCGGCGAUCCGAGCCGCGAAACGGACAACGGUAUAAUGGUUGUUCUAGCGGAGUUCUUUCAAAAUGGAAUGAUACGCCAAGAUACCAUAUUGCACUUGAAGGAUCAACUUUUGAAUUGGGUGGACAGUGAAAUACACCAAAGAAGACAGCAGUAUCCAAACAAAAAAAGCAUUGUAUGCGCCAAAUGUAAUGGAAUUUUAUUUGUUUAAUCUAAACCCAGGUUUAUUUAUGCUGAUAUUUUCUAACAAGCCAUUUUUGAAGCGCACUAAUAUUGGCUGUGGUGUAUUUUGAGAACUACCCGCACAUAUGUCCAUGCAAACGUGAUUGGAUGGUAAUUCUACUAUUUAUUGUUCUAUAUCCUUAACUUAGCCACAUAUAGAUUUCUCUCAUGAUUAUUUAUCCUAGAAUGAGGAAACUUUUGAGCGUGAAUAAACUACGAAAAUUUUGGUUUAUGGUAAAAUAACUAAUUUAUGAAAAAUCUUCAUGCCAGGCUUUAAAUCCUAGCUUUAGGUUGAUGAAAACAGGGCGGUACUUUGUAAGAAGUUUUCUUUGAAUGACCUGCGAAGUGAGAGUGUUCCUCUGUAUAAAGACAAUGUUUUUCAGUUACCAUCACGUGACCAUUUUCUUGGUCCGUCAACUAUGACCAAAAAAAAUAUUAUCACAAAUUACGUUAUCGUUCUAGAUCUAACUACUACGUGAAUUAAGUCCGUCAGUUAACCUGAAAUGAAAGAGCAUUAUUUUAGCUGCGCUUAUGCAAUGGUUACUGGCUUAUUCAUGAAGAUAGGAUAAAAAUAUUAUAUUGAUCCAAAAAAAAAAAAAAUUAUAAUAUAUUAAAUGUACAUUUUAAUCCAAAUUAUAAGAAACAUAUCACAAUUGUUAAUUAAACUUCGGAUGGCACUUAUGAUUAGCGGUAACGAAUAUUGUAAUAACUUGACCACUAUUUAUCAGUAGGAACUAGUAUUAUUUACAUUUUAUAUACUUGCAUAUUAUUGCAUAUGCAAGCUAACGAAAAGUGUACGUUUUCCUAUAUUAUGAUAUUAUAAUGCACUAUAAGAAUGUAAUUAUUAUUUAAUAUACAUAAAACUACACAAAAACUACUUUUUGAUAUAAAACACGCUAAUGAGUAAGCGUUAUGAAUAAUAAGAGAUAUAUAUAUUUGAAUGAAUGAAUGAAUACACUUUUAUUGUACACCAAAGAAAAAAAAGUAG